ACAGCGACUGAGAGACAGCGAACAGCGGCCACCCAGGUGCCGUACACCACCCUCACUACACCGCCACCCAGGUGCCGUACACCACCGUCACUACACCGCCACCCAGGUGCCGUACACCACCCUCACUACACCGCCACCCAGGUGCCGUACACCACCCUCACUACACCGCCACCCAGACAAACAACGGACACAAAACCUUUGACAAAAGCAGUGAUGGAAAAAAACAAAAAUGCUUCUCGUGGAACUAUCAGAAGAUCGACAGUUCAGCCUGCUGAAAGACCGAGGUCCAAGCAAGCUGGCAGAAAUCCCCAAAAUAGAAAUCUUACUGUCUCCCACAAAAGUAAGAUAAAUUCAACAAGCCUCAAGCAAGUACUACCACAAUUUUCUCCAAAUCUCUCCAACAUUUUAAGACAUCCAGAAAGCCAAGAAGAUGUUCCAGAGGAUUAUUUUGCUUACCCUUUGCACAGCACUGCGAUAUUUUCUGGUGAAUCGGAUCCCAAUGAUGAGGACAGUGAAGUGGAGAUAGCACGGCCUGCAACGCGUGAUAAGAAACAAAGAAAGCCAAUGCAGAGAGGAAUUCCACAGAGAAAAGAAUUUAAGCCUAAAUCAUGUUCUUUUAACCGCAUAUCUGAAAGCAUGGAAAUGGAGGAGAGUGAAGUGAAAACAGGAAAUACUGAAGAUGUGGAGAGUGAAAUAAAAACAGAAAAUACUCAAUAUGUGGAGAGUGAAGAGAACACAGGAAAUACUGAAGAUGUGGAGAGUGAAAUAAAAACAGAAAAUACUCAAUAUGUGGAGAGUGAAGUGAACACAGGAAAUACAAAAGAUGUGGAUACUGAAGAUGUGGAGAGUGAAGUAAACACAGGAAAUACUGAAGAUGUGGAGAGUGAAAUAAACACAGGAAAUACUGAAUAUGUCGAGAGUGAAGUGAACACAGGAAAUACUAAAGAUGUGGAUACUGAAGAUGUGGAGAGUGAAGUAAACACAGGAAAUACUGAAGAUGUGGAGAGUGAAAUAAACACAGGAAAUACUGAAUAUGUCGAGAGUGAAGUGAACACAGGAAAUACUAAAGAUGUGGAUACUGAAGAUGUGGAGAGUGAAGUAAACACAGGAAAUACUGAAGAUGUGGAGAGUGAAAUAAACACAGGAAAUACUGAAUAUGUCGAUAGUGAAGUGAACACAGGAAAUACUAAAGAUGUGGAUACUGAAGAUGUGGAAAGUGAAGUAAACACAGGAAAUACUGACGAUGUGGAGAGUGAAAUAAACACAGGAAAUACUGAAUAUGUCGAGAGUGAAGUGAACACAGGAAAUACUAAAGAUGUGGAUACUGAAGACGUGGAGAGUGAAAUAAACACAGGAAAUACUGAAGACGUGGAGAGUGAAAUAAACACAGGAAAUACUGAAGAUAUGGAAAGUGAAAUGAACACAGGAAAUACUAAAGAUGUGGAGAGUGAAAUGAACACAGGAAAUACUAAAGAUGUGGAUACUGAAGAUGUGGAGAGUGAAAUAAACACAGGAAAUACUGAAGAUGUGGAGAGUGAAAUAAACACAAAUACUGAAGAUGUGGAGAGUGAAAUAAACACAAAUACUGAAGAUGUGGAUACUGAAGAUAUGGAGAGUGAAAUAGACACAGGAAAUACUGAAGGUGUAUUUUUGAAUGAGAAAACCAAAGAUGGUGCCAAAAAGGCAUCAGGAGUGAGAAACAAAUUGAAAACAGUGCCCAGUUCACAGUUCAAUAGAGCCUCCAAACAGUUGAAGAACGUUCAGUCACGGACAGGUGCAGCAAAGAAACCUAGGGCUGGGAAAUCCACAAUCAGACAGAGGGCUGUUUCUACUGGUACCACAAAGAAGUCGUCAUUGGGUAAUUUGCAGGCGUCUAAUUCCACAAAGCAAAAACAAAAUCGCAACAAUGCAGAUGCAUCAGCCUCUCACAACAGGGUCUCCUUUCAUGGAGAGCCUUCCACGGAAAGAUCCAUAGCUUCUAAAUCCUACAGUCAGAAAAGGAAGAGAACAUCAGUUAGAAGACCUGAAUCUAGUUCGUCCCAUGAAUUGACUUCAUCUGGAUCUUCUACUCCAGAGGCUGGUCCAUCAUCUGUGAAGAUCCGCUGCCCAGAAGGCACAAAAAGAUUAGCAAAAGAUCUUACUAUACUAGAUGUAGUUCUGAAUGAGUUUCAGAUGAUUUUCACAAAAUACAAGGAGUCUGUGGAAUCAAAUCCCUGCAAAAAAGCAAUUGAUAGCUUCUAUACCAAUGUGGAAGAGCAUAUUAUGGAAACUAUUGGUACAGUUCAAGAGCUGCAGGAUUUGAAAAGAAAAGAUGCAAAGGUGACAACAACUUUCAACAAGAAGAGAAAACGCUUUCUGGAAGUUCAGAAGGAAUUAAUUGAACAAGAAGCACAACUUAAACAGUUAUGGAAGGAACAUGCUGAAUUGAGUCAAAGGAAAUCAGACUUUCAGGUUGCAACACAAUUCCUGUCUGAUUUUAAAGAAUUGCAGAUCCAGUAUUGUGAACAUAGGAAUAGAAACCCUACUGAAAAAGAAACGUAUGAUAUUUCAAGCUUUCCUGCUCUGCUGGUAGAAUCGCGAGGAAUUUUGGGAGCAGUAAAACAGCUGCAGAAUAUCAAUGCAAAAUUGCAGCAGGAACUUGACAAGAACUGAGGAGCAUUUCUAUAAUUCCAGAGCAGCUGUAUGAGCUGGGAGACUAUCUAUUCUCACCGUGGAAGCAAAGUGAUUCACUUAAAACUGAACAGUGUGUGAUUUUCAAUUUCAUACAUCUUGUCUUUGUACUUUUGUAUUGGCAAUUUUUUUUAGCUUAUUUCAGCAGCCAUGGUGGAGGGGACUGUCUGAAAGACAUGUCUGCACUAUGUACCAGUACUAGUUUAUUUAGAUGAGUUCAGCAGAACUGAAGAUAGCUUUCCCCCCCCCCCCAUUAUUUGAGGAUAAGCUUCACAUAAUUCAUAAAUUUGUCCAACAUUUUUCUCCCACACUUAUAAUGCUGAGGAAUAAUCAUCUGGUAUCUGCCCAUCACAACAAAUGCUACUGACGAACAACACGAAGAUGCUGUGCCAAAGCAGACCGCAACAAUAUCAGGUUGUGGUAACUAUAUAACAACGUAAAAAGAUCUUAAGUAAAUGAAAUUGCCUUAAUUGGAUUCAAAACAUGUUUUUUUAAGGUUUAAAAAAAAUGUUUUGCCACUUUUCAACUGCAUUUUCAGUUAGUGUAGGAUUUUCACUAAAAGUUCCAUGCAGCCAUAUGCAGUAGCAUUAAGUGUAAUAUACUGUACAU
Callorhinchus milii (elephant shark) is the source of this 3279-nucleotide messenger RNA. RefSeq lists its product as uncharacterized. Gene Ontology annotation, cellular component: nucleus. NCBI's taxonomy places the organism in Eukaryota, Metazoa, Chordata, Chondrichthyes, Chimaeriformes, Callorhinchidae. The record is from RefSeq and is a predicted model, not a curated record. The transcript has 14 exons. The coding region runs from base 214 to 2652 and encodes 812 amino acids.